This is a messenger RNA of Prorocentrum cordatum, 1437 nucleotides long. The record is from the annotation of a GenBank genome assembly. Lineage: Eukaryota; Dinophyceae; Prorocentrales; Prorocentraceae.
AUGGACGCUCGCCGCCAACGUGCGGUGUACAAAGGCUUCCUACACCCUCGUGCUGGCCCCGCAUUGGCUCGCAUCACGGUCCCAGCAGCCGUAUCCCGCGAGGCGAAGAUCCUAGCCAAGGCGACAGGCAACGUGCGCAUUUUUGAGACGAAGACGGGCAUCCACAGGCGGAACGGCUCCGAGCUCUGCGUUGCGGCGGCUGCACAGGGCCACUUCACCCCGCAGGAGGAGCAGGUGUUCAAACGCUGGAACACGGCUGGCAACAUCGCUCGCCACAAAUGCUGGACUGCUGCACCUCGCACCUCACCUGCGAGCAUUACUACACCCCCCACUAUGUCUGCUCUGCACUCUGCUGACACGCGCGUCUCCUGGGCGGACGCCUGCGACGCCGCCUUCCCCGAGCUGAACCCGCUGGCCGCGUCCUCCCCGCCCGAGACGGAGUGCACCGUGUGGCCCCGCAGCGACACCCUGCACGCCACGAUGGACGAGAGUAUCCUCACGCUCAAGAGCUCGCUCCUCUCCAUGGUCGAUCAGAAGCUCGACUCCAGGCUGCAGGCGUGCUUCACGCCUUGGUCCGAGGCCUUCAACACACAGCAAUCCGCGGUGCUCUCCAAAGUCAUGCAGCCCGCCAUCGCCUCCCUCCAAGAGCAGGUUAUCACGGAGCUGAUGGCGAAGAUCAGCGAGGUCCAGCAGCAGGUCGUCGACACGCGCUUCGAGCUUGCCGCCUUGAUGAAGGCCCGCGUGACGUCUGCACCGCCUCCCGCUCCUGCAGAUCCACGCCGGAAAUUCGUAGAGAUGCAGCGGCCCCAGACCACCGCCGAGGAGCUGAAGAUGCAGUUCUCUGCGCUGGCGCUCAAUGUUAAGAACAUGCGGGGCGAGAUCGUCGACAAGUUCGAGGAGCGUUGCCAAACCAUCGAGAGCGACGCGCUGGAGAUUCAGCAGCAGAUCGGCUCCCUUGAGCAACACAUGCGGCGGUUUCAAGGCCACGAGGUGUUUCCUGACCUUCGGGGCGGCUCGCACCAUUUCGAGAGCUAUUUCAAUGACCUCUGCGAUCACGUUCGGAGCCCUGCGUGCAGCAACGGCUUCAAGGGGGUUCUGAAGGCCAUGGGCCUCUCCACCCCGCUGAUCACGAACGAGCCCGUGGACUCCGACACCGAGCUCACGCCGAGCGAGACUGCCGACCUGCUAGUGCCGAGAGAGACCGUCGAGAUGGUGCUGCCUCCCGAGCCCGACGAGAAGACGCCCGCCGUUACGCCAUCAACGAGUUCUGCUACCUGGAGCUCUUUUUCGCCGCCUGCUGCGGCGUCUGCAUCGACCGAGCAGCUGACCUUUACCACGAUCGCGGAGCAGCUGGUGUGGGUCGAGCGCCAGUCUUUCAACGCACAACUCUCCGCGAUGCUCCAGCCAUCAUCAACGAUUACGACUUCUGAGAACUAG